Molecule: messenger RNA, 1374 nt
Organism: Paramacrobiotus metropolitanus
Lineage: Eukaryota; Metazoa; Tardigrada; Eutardigrada; Parachela; Macrobiotidae
Product: putative riboflavin kinase
Exons: 4
Coding region: 442-981 (179 amino acids)
Biological process (GO): riboflavin biosynthetic process; FMN biosynthetic process
Cellular component (GO): mitochondrion
Molecular function (GO): riboflavin kinase activity
Source: RefSeq, a predicted model, not a curated record
AAUUUGAUCAAAAUUUUUUAUUAUUUAGGUAUUCCAAAGCUCUACCUUAGUCCUAGAUUAUGUCAUUAAACGUAUCUUACACUGCCAUAUUGUUGUGCAUUUGUUUUCUUUGGUAAAGAGUUAUCUUGUGGGUCUCUCAUGAGGAUAAAAGGCUUGUUGGCAACAGUACUCAUUUGUGGUACUUACUAAUUUCACGUCAGUAAUUCGAAGUAGUGCUAAGUUGUUCAAAGUUCAAUGUGGAAUUUGCUGAUUCUGAUACUCCCUCUUCAUAGUUUGUGUGGAUGAGGAGAACUGCUGUUUUGUUUUCUUGGGACACAGCGAGUUGGCUGAGUACUGCGCAGUAUUGCGUACUGUUUUAAGUUUGGUUUUGAACUCCAGUGAUACCAGCAGCAGUGUGUGAAAGCAUUCCGUUCUGAUUUGCUGCCUAAAACGGAACCGAUCAUGUGUUUGAAGAGAUUAGCCUUCUUGCCUCUUAUGGUGGAGGGGCAGGUGGUGCGGGGAUUUGGCCGAGGAAGCAAGGAGCUGGGAAUUCCAACAGCUAAUUUCACCGAUGAAGUCGUCAAAAAACUGCCUCUAGAGAUGGAAAACGGCGUGUACUUCGGCCUGGCCAGUGUUGACGCAGGCGCCGUGGAUCGCAUGGUGUUGAGUGUCGGAUGGAAUCCUCAAUUUCAUAAUCAACUUAAAACUAUGGAAACUCAUAUACUGCGAGAUUUUUCACGGGAUUUUUACGGUAGUACGCUGCGCGUGGCUGUUCUUGGAUAUAUUCGUCCUAUGACGAGUUUUACAUCGUUAGAUGAACUCAUUGCUGCUAUUAAAGAUGAUAUCCGCAAAGCCAACGAUGAACUGGAUAAACCGGAAUAUGCGAAGUAUUGCAGUCAGGAUUUUUUCACGCGCCCGUUGGACAGCGCCGCGAAAGAAAAUUUACCGAGCAAGGAAGGCAUUUCCGAUAUCUCGAAUAAUUCUCAGGAAUUCCGCAGCUGACGGUGAAGAGCGGAUGAUUUUUCCAAUCAAAUCUGGAUAACUUCUCCAGUUGAAUUUGUAUGUAUGAACCAAGAAUCGGCUGCAUUCCUAAUUCAGCUGUUCCGCGUCCAUUAAUUUAUGUUCCUGCCAUUUAGCCUGAUUUUGGAUGAUAGUGAUUACUUUUAGUGACAUUACGGAUCUUCCGUCCUGAUUCCGAGUGUGAAAUUUUCCUUGUGAUCAAUUUGCUGUGCAACUGUUACAUCUCAUGAAAGUUUAUAAAAAUAUGAUUAUAUUAAUUUAUACGAGUAGAAGUAUACUCUGGAUUAUCUGUUGAUCUUUUGCGAGAGAUUAUUGACUACUGCGUUUCGUUUCUAAUGUUCUGUUAAGGCUGGCCAAAUAAAUUUUACCGGUUUA